UCGCUAUUUCGCAUGGAGAGCCACCACCGCAUGUUGUCGUACCAUGUCAUACAUACCUUGCGACACUUGCGAUCUUCCGAAAACGAUUUACAUAUAGUCGAUUUUUUCAUAAAGUGAAUCAAUUUUAAACAAUGUCAUGCAUUUUAAAUUUGUAGAUAUUAUCAUAGAUUAAUGGUUUUCGUAAUUGAAUUAUAGCCACCAGCAAAAUGUUUUCACGAUUGUGUAGAUUGUGCCACAGGCAAGUGGAUAAUUCAGUGUAUAACCUUCGAAACUACCGGAUUUCGUCGACCUUUUCACAACAGCAAAAUGUUGCUGAAAAAUAUUUGGAUGUCCCGGAGGAAAAGUUGAUUGACCCUGAAAAAGCUAUGAACAGCCCUGAAAAAGAAUCUAAUGUUCCUGAAAAUAAAGAACGUGAACCACUAAUUAUUUGCAAAAGACCCGAAUUCAAUUUUUACAAAGGCAAAACGUUCUCAAAAUUUGAGACAAUUCCUUUAGCUUCCCAAGGAUGGCAUCAUUUGAAAUCUUGCGGUGAUUACUUCACAAUACUCCCAGAUUACGAAGAUCCUGGGGAAGACGAUGAUUUACACGAUGACCCGAGAGAUUUUGAACAUUUAGGCUUGCAUCCAAAGCUGGUUGAGAAUUUAAAAUCCAUGAAUAUACAUACUCCAACAGAAGUACAGUACCUUGGCAUACCUAAAAUAAUGAUGAACCAGCAUAUGGUACUCUCAGCAGAAACUGGAUGCGGCAAAACAAUUGCCUAUCUAUUGCCCCUAUUGAAUCAAAUUUAUCAGUGGCAGAGAUUGGAAAUCAACAAAGAGAGAAAAUUUAAUGAGCCAUUUGGGUUAAUAAUUACUCCCAGUCGAGAGCUUGCUGAACAAAUAGCGAGGGAAGCCAAGUGGUUGGCUAAGGAUCUUGGCAUAAAGAUAACUGUGAAAACAGGCGGUAGAACAAAAAAAAUCUUGAACAAUCCUCCGGUGGGUAAUGUUGAUUUGUUGAUCGGUUCUUUCGGAGUAAUCAGCAAAUUAAUAACAACAAAAAUUUACAAAUUGCACUACAUGAGACAUCUAGUACUCGACGAAGCUCAUGCACUCUUUGAUGUCACCUUUGAUGAGAAACUCCGAGUUUUUCUACAUAGAAUGACUUUCAAUGUAGGAGACAUGGCCAACGAAAAUGGUUUCCCAGACUACUCUCAGUUGACACUCGUAUCCGCUACCAAAGCUGCAGAUUUUCCAGAUUAUUUGAAAGGAGUCAUCGAUGAAAGGCUAUUCAGCGACGUCACAACCAGUAACUUUCACCGAGUAAUGGUACCACAAAAAUUUCUCAGAGUCAAAUCCAUGGACAAAUCAACGACUCUACUGAAAUUGAUAAAACCUAGAGCCGUUAGAAAAGUGCCAUUCAUCGUCUUCAGUAAUGACAGUGCAACGUGUGAUUGGAUCAGCCUUUUUUUGAAUGAGUUUGGCGUCAACGCGACUCAUCUCAAUGGCGAAAUGCCUAUGGUUAUAAGGCAGGGCAAGUUCGCAGCUUUUCAAGCCGGAAAGUUUGCCGUUUUAUCAGCUACGAACGCAGGAGCUCGAGGUUUGGAUACCAUCCAAGUCAACAAUGUCAUCAAUUAUGACCUUCCGAUGUCAACUGCUGAUUAUAUACACAGAUGCGGAAGGACCGGCCGAUUAGGCACAAAAGGCGAGUGCAGAGUGACGAAUAUAAUCACUCGUCAUCUGGAGAUCGAAUUAACGCAAAAGAUAGAAAGAGCUGCCCGUCGUAGGCGACCAUUGCCGAUUUUCGAUUUGAUAGAGGAAAAAGAGAUGAAACGGGAAAAAGCAGAAGACAUGGAACUGCUGGGACAGAAAAAUGGAAAAAAACCUCGUGGAAAGAAUGAAAGGGACAAGAGAAAGAAGGCACCAAGGAAGAUACAGAAAAAAAGUCGAAAAUUGUAGACGAAAAAUGAGUAUAGGAUGAACGUCGGAGGUGUAAAUAAAAUUUGGUUUAUCAAUUU
Molecule: messenger RNA, 1993 nt
Organism: Venturia canescens
Lineage: Eukaryota; Metazoa; Arthropoda; Insecta; Hymenoptera; Ichneumonidae
Gene: Dbp21E2
Product: putative ATP-dependent RNA helicase Dbp21E2
Exons: 7
Coding region: 207-1934 (575 amino acids)
Biological process (GO): mitochondrial large ribosomal subunit assembly
Cellular component (GO): mitochondrion
Molecular function (GO): nucleic acid binding; ATP binding; RNA helicase activity
Source: RefSeq, a predicted model, not a curated record